AAUAUUCUGAUUCCGAAUUACUUGAGCUAAACUAGUUAUAUUUUUAGUACAAUGUGGAAGAGUAUUUGAUAGUAUAGUUUAAAUUGUGGUACUAUGUGCUUAACUACUAUUAUCUGAAGGUUAUUUUUGUAGGUCAAUAAAUUUAAUUUUUUUGCUUAUCGUGUUUCAUAGAGGUGGUUUUGUUACUGGAACAUUUUUAAUAUUUGCAAUUGUGAUUUUUUGAUACAAGAUUAUCAUUACAAUGAAAUUAUACCAAACCGUUAUUGAAGAUACUAUAAAUAGCUCUCGAGAAUUUUUUGCAGAAGAAGGUAUUGAUGAUCAAAUUUUAAUGGAAUUACGUCAGUCAUGGGAGUCUAAAGUGAUGGCUAGUAAAGCAGUGGAUGCUCCACCCCCUCAAGAACUUACUCAGCUUCCUAAAACUGUUCCUUCAAAUGUUGUUAAGCAAAAUAAGAGCCAAUAUACUCCUACAAUAGUCAAUAAUAGCGUUCAUCAAUUAAAAAUGGUGCAGCAACAGAAAAUACAGCAACAGCAACAACAACCACAACAACAGCCACUAUCACAACCAACACCACAAUCACAAUCUCAACAAAACUCUAUAGUUUUACCUGCAGAUUAUGCAAAUAAAUAUGUUCCGAUUCAAAUAACUUUACCAGCACAGGCUGGUUCCCAAGAUUCUGGAUCUAGAGUUCUUUCUAUUCAAGUUCCAAGCUCUGCCAUACAAGGUAAUAUGCUACAGAGUAUACUUAGUGGUCCGGUAAUAACUAACAGUAUGGCACUGCCUACACAUCUAGCUACAUCACUUUUACAACAGCAUGUGAAUAGUGUUCUUUCUGCUCAGACAAUUUCAGGUGUUCAAACUGCUCAACCAGAGUUUUUACAACAACAACAACUACAACAGCAGCAACAACAACAACAACAACAACAACAACAACAAAAUAACCAACCAUUUAUUAGUGGGAAUGGAACUGGUGGUGUUAAGAGAACUAUUACUCAAAUAGAUGGAGCUAAUGAUUCUUCUACAUCAGAUGAUGAUGAUGAUGAUGAUGAUGAUGAUGAUAUUGAUGAUGAAAUUGGUGAUAAUGAUGAUGAUGAUGAUGAAGAUGAAGACAAAGAACAAAACAGUGCUUCUGAUGCUGAGCCUUUAAAUUCUGGUGAUGAUGUGAGUGACGUUGAUAAUGGAGAUUUGUUUGAUACUGAUAAUGUUAUUGUAUGUCAAUACGAUAAGAUUACUCGAAGCAGGAAUAAAUGGAAGCUUUAUUUCAAGGAUGGUAUUAUGAGUUUAAAUGGUUAUGAUUACGUUUUUCAAAAAGCAACUGGCGAUGCUGAGUGGUAAUAAGGGUACAUAUGUGUUGUAAUUAUAAUAAUGUUAACUAUUGUUAAUUUUGAUAAUGUUUAAUUACUUGUCUUAAAUUAAUUAUUUUUU
Messenger RNA from Sipha flava (yellow sugarcane aphid), 1423 nucleotides. Its product is annotated as transcription initiation factor IIA subunit 1-like. The transcript is spliced from 7 exons. Gene Ontology annotation, cellular component: transcription factor TFIIA complex. Lineage: Eukaryota; Metazoa; Arthropoda; Insecta; Hemiptera; Aphididae. Bases 242 to 1333 code for a protein of 363 amino acids. The record is from RefSeq and is a predicted model, not a curated record. Gene Ontology annotation, biological process: transcription initiation at RNA polymerase II promoter; transcription by RNA polymerase II.